This is a messenger RNA of Rhagoletis pomonella (apple maggot), 674 nucleotides long. RefSeq lists its product as uncharacterized. The record is from RefSeq and is a predicted model, not a curated record. The transcript is spliced from 2 exons. Lineage: Eukaryota; Metazoa; Arthropoda; Insecta; Diptera; Tephritidae. Bases 66 to 674 code for a protein of 202 amino acids.
UGUCGAAUGUGGUAGGCACGUAAGAAACUGUAAAAUAGUCCGUCUCCAACCAUAGCAAACUAAAAAUGCCUUCAUCACUGCUGCUAGCACUGGGCGCCGUGUUCGUGCUAACUGCCCUUACAGAUCAAUGUCAAGGCAAUGAAAGUCCAGGAUUCUUUCUUAAGAUCACCAAAAAUGUGCCACGCCUAGGGCGGCGCUCGGAUAGUUACUUCUUAAAAAAUAUGAAAGUUGUGCCGCGUAUCGGACGCAGUGAUGAAAAGCCACCUGAGGACACUGCUCUGUCGUCGCUCGUAAAGCGUAUGCUCCUCAAUCCAACUGCAGUAGCUGCCGCCGCGGAGCGUGAAUACAGUUUGGUGCAGCCCGUCACUUCAAACACACUGAUCGAAUUGUUGAACAAGAAUGCAAUCGCCACGGAUAAUAUUAAAUUUGUACAUUGGAAGGACUUCGAUCGGGCGCUACAAAUGGACCCCGAGUUGUAUGGCAAACUGAUUUCGUUGGGUCGCAAGCCCGAUCAGCGACUGAAGGAGGAUCUAAGUGCUGAUGUUAGCAGUGGUUUUAUGCCCUUAACAGCCUAUUCAAAUAACAACGAGUUAAGGUUUUACAACAGGGAUGUCGACGAGAUGUAUGCACCCAAGUAUGGGGCCGAUUUUUUGCAUUACAAUGAGCUUAUGUAG